CACUCCCUCAUGCAGCAUCGCGGCUAACUUCCCAGCCACUGCUUGCACCAUCCCGAUUCCCCCCCACCCGCCGCGCAACAAGGCGCAACCCAGACCCCGGCCCCUCCAGCUCGGAAAACCCCCCCGACGAGCCACCGCCACGCGACGCCCCCUCACUCACUCACUCCGCCGCCCGGCCCGCCGCGCGAGGCCGGUCCUGGAACACGGCGCGCCGCGCUCGUACCCAUGCCGUAACGCCCGAACCCGCCAACCGAGCCGCAGCCGCCUCGCCGCGCACACAUGCACUUCCCCUCGCCGCGCGCGCUCGCCAUGGCCGCGCCGGCGGUCGCCCGCCCUCGCCUCGCCCCCGUGGCUCACCCCGCCUCGACCUCUUGCCUGCUGGCCCUCUGGGACCGGAGGCGCGGGCACGGCCGCGCGGUUGCGGCGGUGAGGGCGCGCGAGCAAGGCGCGGCGCCGCCCGACCCGGCGGCCUUCCUGCGCCGGCCGGAGGUAGCGACGGUGACGUCGACGGAGGAGGAGAGGGAGGCCGAUGCGGGGUCCUCGUUUGAUGGCCCCGGGGAGGACGAGGCGCCCGAGGAGGAAGGGGUCCGGGGGAGGAGGAAGGCGCCGGAGAGGGAGUGGGUGGAUUGGGAGGACCUUAUCCUCGAGGACACCGUGCCGCUCGUUGGCUUCGUACGGAUGAUCCUCCACUCCGGCAAGUAUGAAAGUGGCGAUCGGCUGUGUCCUGAACAUGAGAAGGCGAUUCUGGAACGUUUGCUUCCAUACCAUCCACAAUAUAAUGAGAAAAUUGGGUGUGGUAUUGACUACAUCACGGUAGGGUUACAUCCAGAAUUCGAAAACUCAAGGUGUUUAUUCAUAGUUAGGAAGGAUGGCGAGCAGAUCGAUUUUUCGUUCUGGAAGUGCGUCAAAGGUCUCAUUCGGCAAAAGUACCCCAUGUACGCGGACAGUUUCAUUCUCAGGCAUUUCCGCAGGAGACAAGACUACUGAAGUAGUUGCUCGUACGGCUGUUUCAGUGUUAUAUUUUUCUGUGUAAUUGAUUUUGUCCUGUCCCUUUCAUAUCAUGCGAUUCUAGCAUUUGUUACGUGGAGUUUUUCAUUAAGCAUAUUAUUCCAUGCAACAUAAAUAGAUAUAGGUUUGUCGCUUGCAGAUGAAAUUGUAGCGCGCCAUUUAGUUACUACAUUUCUAAUUGUGAGUCGUUCUUUUUAAAAAAAUUAUACUUUUUGCUGCAUAAUUAGAUAUAUAUUAUGUAUAGAUGUAAAAGGUAUAUAUAAAAUAACCUAAAUGACUUAUAAUUUGAAG
Zea mays is the source of this 1299-nucleotide messenger RNA. RefSeq lists its product as uncharacterized. Gene Ontology annotation, biological process: chloroplast rRNA processing; chloroplast organization. Gene Ontology annotation, cellular component: chloroplast. The record is from RefSeq and is marked provisional. NCBI's taxonomy places the organism in Eukaryota, Viridiplantae, Streptophyta, Magnoliopsida, Poales, Poaceae. The transcript has 3 exons. The coding region runs from base 280 to 987 and encodes 235 amino acids.